Chelmon rostratus (copperband butterflyfish) is the source of this 1410-nucleotide messenger RNA. RefSeq names its product solute carrier family 38 member 8a (gene slc38a8a). Gene Ontology annotation, molecular function: amino acid transmembrane transporter activity. The record is from RefSeq and is a predicted model, not a curated record. Gene Ontology annotation, biological process: amino acid transmembrane transport. Lineage: Eukaryota; Metazoa; Chordata; Actinopteri; Chaetodontiformes; Chaetodontidae.
AUGUCUGUAGCCUGUGAGCGCGCGUGUGCGUCAGUGUGUCGCCGCGAGUUUCCCGCCGGUUGAAGCAUGGAGGAAUUGGCCAGAGAGAGCAUCAGUCUGCUGGCUUCGGCCUCAGCCAAGCCCCCGCUGGACGUGACCGCCGGGCCUCGGCUCGGCUCCAUGGGGGCCAUUUUCAUCAUGCUGAAGUCCGCCCUGGGCGCCGGCCUCCUCAAUUUCCCCUGGGCCUUCGAGAGAGCCGGGGGCAUCCGCAGCGCAGUCACCGUGGAGCUGGUCUCCCUCGUGUUCCUGGUCAGUGGUCUGAUCAUCCUGGGCUACUCUUCAUCCAUCAGUGGCCAGUGCACUUACCAGGCGGUGGUGAAGGAGGUGUGCGGGCCGGCCAUCGGUCAGCUGUGUGAGAUAUGCUUCGUCUUCAACCUCUUCAUGAUCUCUGUGGCCUUUCUGGUUAUAGUGGAUGACCAGCUGGAGAAGUUGUGCGGCUCUUUGUAUGAGCUGGUAACUGGUUUGCCGGAGUCAGAGAUGCCGUACCACUUCUACACAGACCAGCGCUUCGCCCUGGUGCUGCUCUGCAUCCUCCUCAUCCUGCCACUGUCCAUCUCCAAAGAGAUCAGCAUUCAGAAAUACAUCAGUGUUCUGGGCACUCUGGCUGCGACCUACCUAACCAUUGCUAUCAUCAUCAAAUACCACACCAGGCCUUCUGUUCUGGUUCACAUCGCCCCUCUCUACAGCAGUGGAAUCAGCUCCUGGGCCUCCAUGUUCAGUGUCAUCCCGACCAUCUGCUUCGGUUUUCAAUGCCACGAGGCGUCCAUCGCCAUCUACAGCAGCAUGGAGAACCAGCGGCUCUCUCACUGGGUCUUCAUCUCUGUCAUCUCCAUGAUCUUUUGUCUCGUCAUCUACUCCCUCACAGGGGUUUAUGGGUACCUGACAUUUGGAAAGGACGUGAAGGCCGACAUUCUGAUGUCGUACACCGGUGAUGACAUUCUGAUGCUCAUUGCCAGGCUGCUGUUUGGAGUCUCCAUCAUCACCAUCUAUCCCAUCAUCCUGCUGCUGGGCAGAUCAGUGAUCCAGGACCCCCUGCUGAGCUGGCGGCGGAGAUGUGAAGGUGCGGUAAUGGAGGAGUUUGAAAGCCGCAGCCGCUACGUGCUGACGGUCCUCUGGAUAACGGUGACACUGCUCAUUGCCACAUUUGUACCAGACAUCAGCAAGGUCAUCAGUGUCAUCGGAGGGAUCAGUGCCUUUUUUAUCUUCAUCUUUCCAGGACUCUGUUUGAUGUUUGCCAUGCAGUCUGAGCCAGUGUCCUGGAAGACCAGAGUCAUCCUCACAGUUUGGGGAGGUGUGACCUUGCUCUGCGGAGCUUUCAUCUUCGGCCAGAGCACCACCAUCGCCGUCAUGCAGAUCCUCGGAAAGAUCUGA